AUGGCUCGUGUAUCUCAAUUCACUGAAGAAUUUGAUGCUACCUUCACUUCCUUCCCCGGCCUUGAACGCCCAAUCACAUUGGUCGAUGAAAAGAACGCCCUGAGGACCUCCACCGAAUCAGUGGCCAACACCAAGACCACCACAAACGUCUUCGCGGGCGCAUUCAAAGCUGCCCGCCGCCUCUGCGCUUCCUAUAAGUGUCAUUUCAACGAACUCCUGACCUGCAACUUCCGCCAGGGCAACACCCAUGAUGACGACAAGAGCAUCGAAGCCGGCUCGAUCUUUACUGCAUCAUAUGGUGCGGCCCCGACCUCUGCAGAAGAACUCGAACAACAAUCCAGACGAAACAAGCUCUCCGCUAUCUUUGGUCUUCUUCUUGACGACGAUUCAUCUGCGUUUACUGCCUACAACGCAAAGAAACAACCGACCACCGCAAUCACAAAGACGCAGGCUACCGCUACGCUACGAACACCUGAUGCUCCCACUUUCUGGGGCCAGGUUUGUGUUACCAAGGGAGAUACAGCGGAAGUUAUUAUGACCGGCUACGAGUCGGAAAUUGAGAAUAUCGACAACAAUACCAAUGCUGAGCUGGAGUUUCUCGCAUACCUUGGUGUCGUCGACUUUAAGACUGGGAAAUAUUAA
Molecule: messenger RNA, 642 nt
Organism: Talaromyces amestolkiae
Lineage: Eukaryota; Fungi; Ascomycota; Eurotiomycetes; Eurotiales; Trichocomaceae
Exons: 1
Coding region: 1-642 (213 amino acids)
Source: RefSeq, a predicted model, not a curated record